AUGGGCUACUCUAAGUUUUCCAUGUACAAUUUUCUCUUCUUGAUCAUGGUUUUCUCUAUGGUUUUAGGCCAAAAAAAUGAUCAGAAAUUGUUAAACGAUAGCGAUUCGCUUGUUUCGUUCAUGUCUGGGAUUGUUUCUGAUCCACAUCAUGUACUAGAAAGUUGGAAUUCUUCCAACAUUCAUGUAUGUAACUGGACUGGAAUUGUAUGUGACAUGAAAAUCAAGAGAGUUGUUGAACUUGAUCUUAGUCACCAUUCGUUACGUGGGAAGAUUUCGCCUUCUCUAUUUGACCUCACUUUUUUGCAUAUUCUCGACUUGUCUGGUAACUUGUUGGAGGGCAGUAUACCAGCUGAACUAGGCCGUCUUUUAAGGCUUAAUCAGCUUAGUUUGUCUUCUAAUCUCCUCGAUGGGAAGAUCCCGAAUGAGUUAGGAUAUCUUGAUGAACUGAAGUAUCUUGAUUUAGGAAGUAACAAUCUUUCUGGUGCAAUUCCUGUGUCUUUGUUCUGUAACUGUUCCGCGUCUUUACAGUACAUGGACCUUUCUAACAAUUCGCUUAGCGGUGAGAUUCCUAUGGAUGAUCAUUGCGCGUUGAGUGGAUUGAAGUUUCUACUUCUAUGGUCUAAUGAACUUGUUGGUAAAGUUCCUCGAGCACUUUCUAAGUCUACGAAGCUUGAAUGGCUUGAUCUUGAAUCAAAUUCAUUUAAUGGUGAGCUUCCUUCUGAUAUCGUAAGCAAAAUGCCAAGGUUACAGUUUUUGUACUUGUCUUACAAUGAUUUUGAUAGUCAUAGGGAUAAUACUGAUCUAACACCUUUCUUCGCGUCUUUAGUUAAUUCUUCUAACUUGCAAGAACUCGAGUUAGCUGGUAAUAAUCUCGGUGGGGUGUUACCUCCUAUUAUCGGUAACAUCUCCAAGAACCUAGCGCAGAUUCAUCUAGACGAUAAUCUUAUCUAUGGUCCUAUCCCAACACAGAUUUCGAGUCUUGGAAAUCUUACUCUAUUGAACUUGUCUAGUAAUCAUCUCAAUGGUACAAUUCCUCGCGAGUUGUGCCAAAUGGGGAAACUCGAGAGGCUUUAUCUGUCGAAUAACUCACUCUCCGGUGUCAUACCUUCCGCUUUUGGAAAUGUUUCUCACUUAGGCCUUCUUGAUCUGUCGAAAAACAAGCUCUCUGGAAUGAUCCCUGAUACGUUUGCUGAUCUUCCGCAACUGAGGAGGCUUCUGUUGCAUGAUAACUACCUCUCUGGAACGAUUCCCUCGAGCUUAGGUGAAUGUGUAAACUUAGAAAUACUUGAUCUUUCUCAUAAUAGAAUCACGGGCGCGAUUCCAAGUGCAGUGGCUGGAUUGAGUAGUUUGAAGUUGUAUCUCAACUUGUCUA
Molecule: messenger RNA, 1372 nt
Organism: Capsicum annuum
Lineage: Eukaryota; Viridiplantae; Streptophyta; Magnoliopsida; Solanales; Solanaceae
Product: putative leucine-rich repeat receptor-like serine/threonine-protein kinase At2g24130
Exons: 1
Molecular function (GO): protein binding
Source: RefSeq, a predicted model, not a curated record